Messenger RNA from Blastomyces dermatitidis ER-3, 3854 nucleotides. Its product is annotated as Zn(II)2Cys6 transcriptional activator, variant. The record is from RefSeq and is a predicted model, not a curated record. The transcript is spliced from 5 exons. Gene Ontology annotation, cellular component: nucleus. Gene Ontology annotation, molecular function: DNA-binding transcription factor activity, RNA polymerase II-specific; transcription cis-regulatory region binding; zinc ion binding. Bases 1801 to 3093 code for a protein of 430 amino acids. Gene Ontology annotation, biological process: regulation of DNA-templated transcription; DNA-templated transcription. NCBI's taxonomy places the organism in Eukaryota, Fungi, Ascomycota, Eurotiomycetes, Onygenales, Ajellomycetaceae.
CUUGGUUUGGAGACGGGCUGUUGAGGAAGUAAGGUACGGUGUUUGAAUGGAGUUGUCAUGUUUGCCGGUAUUAUUGCCCCUGUUUUCUUCUUCGCGGUGCCAUGCCAUCCAUAUUCAUCGGUAGUUAUGGCACGCUUGAUGUCGCGAACAAGCCUCGGCCCCCGGUCCAACCCAGCCGUCGUCUGGAUCACAUGAUCCAGCCUUAUCAACCACGUGGUUCUUCGUUGGCUGAAUCCUCCACCUCCACCAAUCUCACCGACAUCGGACACGAUCGAGUCAAUCAACUUCAAUGAACCCCGCCAGCCGGGCAGCACGAAGCCUUAAGUAGCUAAGACCUUACAAUCCGUGACACCCACCUGUAAGCGUUUCGAGUGCGUCCAACGACGCACCGACGCGGCGUGAAGUGGGAAGAGAAAAGAACCAAGAGUAACUACUCUGCCCCCGCAUUCCCUGGUGCCGCUGCGAGGCUCUCUGCCGCUGCCGCUGCCGACCACGGCUCUUGCCCGUAAACCCACUCGCUCCCAACCUUUCUUUGUUCGGGGUGCUGGUUUUCCCCGGAGAGAAAACAAUUCCCAGUGUGGCUGCCCUGACAUUUAGCGACGACCAUACACGCGGUGCCAGUGGCAGUGGGAGUGUCGCUGGCGUUGGCGUUGGGAAUGGUAGCGGUGUCGGAGGUGGUAGUGCUCCAGGAAGAAUAGCGACUCCAGCCGGAGCAGCAGGAGUUGGGCCAGCAGAGCAGCAGCAGCAAGGUCACAGCCGCCAUGUCAGCCCUAUCAGGGGGAAUACCACUAGUUCGUUCGCUGCUGGUCCUUCUCCUGCUUCAGUGUCAACUUUUGGUGGUGGAAACCGGAGACGGAAUGUGCAUACCGCAGGGCUGGAUAGCUCGCCAGGGAGCAUAGACGAUACAAAAGAGGCGGAGAAUAAUGCCAACAAUACCCAGGAUGACCGGAAGAAGCAGCCAGUGAAGCGCGCCUGCAAUGAGUGUCGCCAACAAAAGCUCCGAUGCGACGUUAUACAAGAACCUUUUACUACGUGCUCGCGUUGCCGUCGUCUCAAAUUGGAAUGCAAGAUCGAGUCGAAUUUCAAACGUAUCGGCAAGCGCAGUCGGAAUGCAGAGAUGGAACGUGAAAUAAUUGAGCUGAGAAGGCAAAUUGCGAAUGCCAAUGCCGCGGCCAAUGCGCAACAACAGCACCAGCAACCCCAGUCGUCUGCAUCCACCAAACAAGACUCAUCCAUUUCUACUACGUUUAGUUCGUCUCAGCGCAACAUGUAUCAGCCGUCGCCGGGCCUUACAGGUAUGGGACCACAUGAAGCCGUUGCAUCGCUGCUUGAUCUUCGAUCAGGGCUGGAUUCGUCUAGUUUUCUCAGAAGCCCUAGUGGCCAGAUUGUAAUGACCAAACGCCUGGAAGAUGUGUCGGUUGCACCAGAACGUGUUACAGAAUUAUUUAGCCAGUUAGUAUUCUUUCGAUUGAACUUAUCGACCGAAUCACAUCACCGUUAUGCUAAAUAAGGACUAGAUUUUUCACGUUCUAUCACCCCUUCCUCCCAUUUCUAGAUAGAGUUAAACCACCUGAGGAGUACUUUUCCACCUCGCCUCUCCUAUUCUGGACUAUAAUUAGCGUGGGUUCGCGUCGAUAUCAAGGCGACCGUAUUCUCCUGAACGCUUUGUCUGGGCCAGUGUCAAGAUUGGUCUGGAGUACAUUGGCAGAUGUUCCUCAAAGCUACCAUGUCGUAAAAGCAUUAGCGCUAUUAUGCACUUGGCCAUUUCCCACUAGUAGCACAUCGACAGACCCAACUUUCAUGCUUUGCGGUAUGAUGAUGCAGAUAGCUAUGCAAAUUGGCCUCCAUCGACCGUCUCAUGCGCAAGACUUUUCUAAAUUCAGGAUCGAGUUUAGAGAAGGGGAGUUGAAAGAUAGGGUUAAGACUUGGGGUGUUUGCAAUAUCGUUGCUCAAAGAGUGGCAACCGGUUAUGGACAACCGUCGCAAACACUGCUUGACUGGACGCUAUCAUCACCAGAAUCCGUUGACCAGAAUUUUAAGCUCCCGCCGGAAAUAAAGUGCCGACUGGAUAUUGAAAAGUUCUGCGAUAAAGUAACCAGAGGCCUAUACAGCAAUCCUCGAGAUCCUGUAGGGUUAUCAAGCGAUGAUGAAAGGUUCAUUGUAACCACAAUUCUAGCCAAGGACUUCGAGGAGCUCGAAGGCCAGCUCAGACAGGAACAUAAUUCUAUAACAAACCUCUACCUUCGGGCAGCCGGCCUUCACCUCCGCCUUUCUGCUUUCUUUGAUAACCCGACAGCCAAAGACUACCGCCAGGGCCUCCUAGCACUCUACCUUGCAACCACACUCUUUCUCGACGAGGCUCUAAAUCUCGAAACGUCCGAUGGGCCUGUUCUUGCAUACAGCCCAAAUUAUAUAUAUCAGAUGACCCUGGCCGCUGGCUUCAUUCUUCUGAAGCUGUGCAAAAGCUUCUUCGCAGUCCACAUUGACAUGGAUUAUACAAAAACCCUUUUCAACAGGACUAUCUGGGCUAUACGAAGUAUGUCCGUCACGAACAAUGAUCUCCCUGAACGGUUGGCAGAGGUUUUGGCACAAAUGUGGAGGACGGGAGGUGCACCUGUCUCCCCAUAUGUCGGCAGCUCAUCGGUCCGCCCAGAUAUGGACGAUACCCUGCAGCUGAAAGUCAGAUGCCGUAUGAGUAUGUCUCUUGUCUACGAUUCUGUUUGGCGAUGGAGAGAAGAUUUUCAAGCUAAAGGAAGGAAUCUGGAAUCCUUCCUCAAAAACCCAACCAACCCAGACUCCAAUGCUGACUCUUCUGCCUCAUCCGUUGCCCCGUUGCGCGCCUCAAGUUCAACCCCUGGUAUUCCCGGGGCAGAUUCCAACCUUGCAUCCGCACCCCCCUCUCACUCAACCAACAUCGGCGGAGAAGGAAGCCUCAGCACAGCAGGUCCCGGUAACGGGAUGGGGAUCCUAGGAGGCUUCAUGGAGCCGAAUUACGAAGUAUUUGAUCCCCUCAAUUGGAUGCUGGAUGGGUUGGUGGACUUCCCGUACUCGUUCAAUCAGGUUCAGGGCUUGGAAUCGCAGGGCAUUGCCUAAUCGCCUAUUUCUGAUUCUCUUCUCUUCUUUUCCUUCCUUUUCUUUUCCCUUUCUUCUUAUUCGUCACAAGAUUAACGGUUAUAUACUACUACCCCUUCUGUUUCUUGCUAGAAAUAGAACUCUUCUCCGUUUACGUGUCUUUACUGUAUAUUUUUCACACUUUUAUUCCCAUUCUUGUUUCGAUUACAGUAUCACAUAUCUUUUCUUGUCCUUUUUUUUUCUCCUUCUAGUGAGUUGGAUAUUCACAGAAGAAAGCCAUAGGGAAGGCGCAAAUUUUUUACGUAUGCUAGCUUCUUUGGGUCCUUAACUCUGUGGUACUGCAAUGAAGUUAUACCAUGGAUCAGUUCAAUUCACAACCCAUUUUUGACCUUUAUAUACCAGUUCAUGCUGUAGAUCGUUCGUAUUCUUUUCUUGAUAUGCCCUUAUUCCCACUUUUCAAUACCUUUUAUUGUUUCCCAGUCUACUCCCACUUUCUAUCAUUUUCAUUUCACAAAGCAUUUUUUACAACGGCCAGAUUUCGAUAUGAAUUAUAUGGUUCAUUCAUGUGCAUACACCACACCGUAGAGUUACGAGGGGCGGGGAUGAUUAGAUUCACCUAGGCGAUAAUGGGGUAUCAUAGAUAUGCAGAAUUCAGAUUCGUAGAGCAUCGUACCAGUGGUGCGACGAACAAAUACACAUAAAAUGCCAAAUGCUAAUGAAACUAAAGGACACUGGAAUCAAAGAAAGGAGUAGAAAUAUCAGCAAGGUGUAAUGAAAACUCC